AUGGACUCCCUCCAUACCCUCAUUGCCAGAGACGAUGGCUGCCCCACGGGCAACGACUACGACGGCCGAAUCGGCCUGCGCAUCUCCUCCAUCUUCGUGAUCUUCAUCGGCUCGUCGUUCGGGGCUAUCUUCCCCGUCUUUGCGCGCAGCUUCAGUGACGGCAAACUGUCGAAAUGGGCCUUCUUCGUCGCCAAGUAUUUCGGGUCCGGUGUCAUCAUUGCCACGGCGUUCAUCCACCUGCUGGCCCCGGCCGAAGAGGCUUUGACGAGCGAUUGCCUGACGGGGCCGAUCACAGAGUACUCAUGGACCGAAGCAAUUGUAUUAAUGACGAUUGUGGUGUUGUUUUUCGUGGAGCUCAUGGUCAUGCGCUACGCACGCUUCGGGCACGGCCACGCUCAUGACUCGGACAGCGAAGAAGACGACGACGACGACAGUCACCACCACCACGUCCAGCGCCACCACCACCAGGUGGAAGCCGAGCAGCCGGUGACCGUCUCCGAGGAUUUCAAAGGCCACAUGCCGGGCGAAGACCACCUGGGCCAUUCGCGCGAGCACCACGACGUCGAAGCGGGCAAGAACCACUCGCAUCUGGAGGAGUACAUGGCGCAGCUGACGUCCAUCUUCAUCCUGGAGUUCGGCAUCAUCUUCCACUCGGUGUUCAUCGGCCUGACUCUCGCGGUCACCGGCACCGGGUUCGUGACCCUUUACGUGGUGCUCGUCUUCCACCAAACGUUCGAGGGGCUCGGUCUGGGCUCGCGCCUCGCCACAGUGCCGUGGCCGCGCGCCAAGCGAUGGACGCCGUAUUUCCUGGGCCUCGGGUUCGGUGUGUCCACCCCGAUCGCGAUCGCCAUCGGUCUGGGCGUGCGCAACAGCUACGCCGACAGCGGCGCCACGACGUUGAUCGUCAGCGGCGUGUUCGAUGCGAUCUCGGCGGGGAUUCUGAUCUACACGGCGCUGGUGGAGCUCCUGGCGCACGAGUUCAUGUUCAGCACGUCGAUGCGCAAGGCCCCGAUCCACGUGGUGCUGUCCGCGUUUGGCCUGUUAUGUUUGGGUGCGCUGCUGAUGGCGUUGCUUGGGAAAUGGGCCUGA
Molecule: messenger RNA, 1089 nt
Organism: Aspergillus aculeatus ATCC 16872
Lineage: Eukaryota; Fungi; Ascomycota; Eurotiomycetes; Eurotiales; Aspergillaceae
Gene: zrfB
Product: low-affinity Zn(2+) transporter ZRT2
Exons: 1
Coding region: 1-1089 (362 amino acids)
Biological process (GO): zinc ion import across plasma membrane
Cellular component (GO): plasma membrane
Molecular function (GO): low-affinity zinc ion transmembrane transporter activity
Source: RefSeq, a predicted model, not a curated record